Messenger RNA from Pleuronectes platessa (European plaice), 2352 nucleotides. RefSeq names its product cytochrome P450 2J2. Gene Ontology annotation, cellular component: intracellular membrane-bounded organelle; cytoplasm. Gene Ontology annotation, molecular function: oxidoreductase activity, acting on paired donors, with incorporation or reduction of molecular oxygen, reduced flavin or flavoprotein as one donor, and incorporation of one atom of oxygen; heme binding; iron ion binding. The coding region runs from base 619 to 2100 and encodes 493 amino acids. The record is from RefSeq and is a predicted model, not a curated record. Lineage: Eukaryota; Metazoa; Chordata; Actinopteri; Pleuronectiformes; Pleuronectidae. The transcript has 10 exons. Gene Ontology annotation, biological process: xenobiotic metabolic process.
UUGUUUUAUAAUGUGGGCUACACUGGCAAGCUGUUCCCAAAGAAACACACGCUUACCUGUGAAUACACAAUACUGCGGAUGAGUUUGAUUCAUUAAAUCUACAAGGGAAUCAUUUUGGUCCUAUUAGGAACAGCCUUACGAUAAGCAGCACGUCCUGCCCAUGAAUCCAUCAGUGGUGUCUCUACAUAAUAAAGAUAAGUCCAGUGUUUUCUUCCAGUCCAUUCUUUGAUACUUAUAGACGCUUGUUUCUGGCUCAUUAUCCCCUUGGAGGAGGUUUGACCUGUGAUGGAGAUAAAGACAGAGCACUGACACUAGGGUCUAGAAUGAAAUUAAACAUGAUAUAUUUCAAUACAUAUUCUUACCUUAUUGUAUUUACUAAUUUAUUGAUAAUAAGUGAUCACUGAAAGUAUUUUUUUUAUCAGUAAGCAGUCAGCUGGAAGAGCUCAAGCUUCAGUCCUGUUUAUCACUUCAAAACGUAGGCCAAAGGUCCUGUGGGGCCUACACCAUUAUGUAACAUUUCCUGGUCGAGCCUGUUUUUUCGUGGUCUCCUCCAUUCCUCGCCCGCAUGUGAGGGGAUCGACACAGAUUUUUCAGAGGGCUGUUUGAAACAUCUUCAUUAUGAUUUUUCAAGCUAUUUUUGAUUACUUGGACUUAUCUGUUUGGCUCCUGUUUGGUUUUGCAUUGUUGCUUUUGACUGAUGUGAUUAGAAACUGGAGGCCUCACAACCUUCCACCUGGACCAUGGGCACUGCCUUUUGUAGGAAAUGUCUUCACCGGAGUUGACUUCAAAACAAUGGAGAAGCUGGCUCAGGAGUAUGGGCCAGUGUUUAGCUUGAGGAGAGGCAGCGAGAGGAUGGUGUUUAUUUCAGGACACAAGAUGGUCAAAGAGGCACUCGUCAUCCAGCUGGACAGCUUCGUGGAUCGACCCGUCGUUCCUCUCUUCCAUGUUGUCUUCAAAGGCCUCGGCAUCGCACUGAGCAAUGGUUACUUGUGGAAAAAGCAGAGGAAGUUUGCCAACACUCACCUGCGUCACUUCGGAGAGGGCCGGAAGUCCCUGGAGAAAUAUAUUGAAGUGGAAAGCAACUGUCUCUGUGAAGCGUUCAAAGAGGAACAAGGAAGACCCUUCAACCCCCAGUACACCCUGAUCACUGCAGUCGGUAACAUCAUCUCCUCUGUGGUGUUCGGGCAUCGCUUCGAAUACAGUGACGAAAGCUUUCGCAGGGUUCUGGAGCUGGACAAUGAGGCCAUUCUGCUCGCUGGUUCUCCUCAGACUCAGCUGUAUGAUGCCUUCCCUGGCUUGUUCAAGUACCUGCCAGGGCCUCACCAGAAAGUCCACGCCAACUACGCACAGAUCACAGAGUUCCUGAGGAAGGAAGUAGAGAAGCACCAGGAGGAGUGGAACGCUGAAGACCCUCGAGAUUAUAUAGACGUAUACCUGUCUGGGAUUGAGAAGAAUAAAGAUGAUCCUCAGGCUGGCUUCAACAUUGAAACCCUGCUGAUUUGCACGCUUGACCUGAUCGAGGCCGGGACGGAAACAGCCGCCACCACUUUACGCUGGGCGCUCGUAUACAUGAUAAACUACCCAGAGAUACAGAAGAAAGUCCAAGAAGAGAUAGACAGGGUUAUAGGACAGUCUCGUCAGCCAACUAUGGCUGACAGACCCAACCUGCCCUACACUGACGCCGCCAUCCACGAGACUCAAAGGAUGGGAAACAUUGUUCCGAUGGGAUUUCCCAAAAUGGCGAGUAAAGACGCCACACUGGGAGGAUACUUUAUACCCAAGGGCACAGGUAUAACUACACUGCUAUCAUCUGUGCUGUUUGAUAAGAAUGAGUGGGAGACUCCAGACAGCUUCAAUCCCGACCAUUUCUUGGAUGCAGAGGGUCAGUUCCACAGGAGAGACGCCUUCUUGCCAUUCUCAGCAGGUAAACGUGUGUGUUUAGGGGAGCCCCUGGCCAGAAUGGAACUGUUCCUGUUCUUUACGUCCCUCCUCCAACGCUUCACCUUCUCUCCUGUUCCUGGAGAAAUGCCCAGCUUAGAGGGUGUGCUGGGCUUUACCCAUUCCCCAGACGAGUUCAGGAUGCUCGCCACACCCCGUUGAUGGCUCUCCAUCUCUCCAGCUUCCAUCAUCCCAUCCAAAAGAAACAUCAAUUAGCAGAACAUCCACAGUUCUCUUGCGGCAACAAAAUCAAAGAUUUGUGUUUGCAUAAUUGUGUAAACACAUCAAAGGUCCGUCAUCUUAAGUGAAACAAUAAGACAAUGAUUGUACAUCGAAACUUGUAAUUGUAAAAUACUGAGAAUGACUUGACUCCCGUGUGUACAUAAAAAGUAAAGUAACCAUAAUGAUAAAAUU